AUGGCCAAUGAUAUUACCCCCGCCUCCUCUCCGCCUGCAGGCCAGACAUCCAACUUUAUCGACCCGGACUAUUGCGGUAUCAAGUUUGUGGUGGUGAAUUGCGUGUUUCUCACGUUGGCUGUCAUUGCUCUUGUGGUGCGAAUAUGGACUCGAUUGUUCAUUGUGCGAAGCUUUCGCGCUGAUGAUGUUUUGAUGCUUAUGGCUUUUGCCCUAUCAUGUGUUCUUACCGGAGUGACUUUGGACAUGCUUAAUUGGGGCCUGGCAAAGCACAUGUGGGAUGUUCCUCUAGAUACAUACUCACCAAUGUUCAGCAAGCUGAAUCUCGUCGCUGCAAUUAUCUACUGUGCAGCCACUGGGUUUACCAAAUGCUCCGUCCUAAUCUUCUACCUCCGAAUUUUCCCAAGUCGCAAAUUCCAUAUUGCUGUCUGGACCAUCGUUUUCAUUGCAGCUGGGUACAGCGUCGCCAGUAUCCUUGCCAACAUUUUCAGCUGCAAUCCAAUCGCCAAAUCAUGGGACCUCACCAUAACAACUGGUUCAUGUAUGAACCGUCCUGUCUUUUACUUCGCCAAUGCUGGCUUAGGCAUUUUUACCGAUUUCGCAACUGUUGCUGUGCCGAUACCGUGGAUCUAUCGAUUGCAAAUGCCUACGCGACAGAAGGUUGCCGUUUGCGGUGUCCUCGCAAUGGGAUGCUUUGUCGGAAUUGUUAGCUGUAUCCGCCUCGUCACCCUAUACUAUCUUUUAACGAGCUCGGAUCUUACUUGGACGACCACCAACGCUCUCUUAUGGUGCACAAUCGAACUCAACCUUGGAAUCUUCGGUGGCUCCGUCACAGCCAUGCGCCCCUUUAUCCGACGAUACUUCCCCCGUCUCCUAGGUCUCUCCUCCGCUGGCGGAUACUACGGAUCCCAAUCUCGAAAACAAGCACACCCCUUGAACUCCAUCCCCCGAAGCGGGCAACCCGACUUCUCGAACCGUAAUCAUCUAUACUCUGCUACAAUGACUGCAUCGCGAAACGCGCCUGACAAUGAUAGCGAGGAGCAUAUUUUAUCUCCGAAGAGUGCCGGUACGAAAGAGAUGGAUGGUAUCGUUCGGACGGUGGAGUUUGACAUAGAGAACACGCCUACUCAAACGCGGUGA
Molecule: messenger RNA, 1137 nt
Organism: Penicillium odoratum
Lineage: Eukaryota; Fungi; Ascomycota; Eurotiomycetes; Eurotiales; Aspergillaceae
Exons: 8
Coding region: 1-1137 (378 amino acids)
Source: RefSeq, a predicted model, not a curated record